Drosophila mauritiana is the source of this 6562-nucleotide messenger RNA. RefSeq names its product serine/arginine repetitive matrix protein 2 (gene l(3)psg2). The record is from RefSeq and is a predicted model, not a curated record. NCBI's taxonomy places the organism in Eukaryota, Metazoa, Arthropoda, Insecta, Diptera, Drosophilidae. The transcript is spliced from 3 exons. Bases 322 to 6096 code for a protein of 1924 amino acids.
UGCGUUGAGUAGUGUUUACUCGCUGCAGAAAAGUUAUUGGCCUUGGUUUUUCAUAAUGGCAUAAACAUUAAACGGAAACGUACAUGAUACCGCAAACGCCGAGCUGGUGCACCGCUGGAAUCGACGAGGACGUCCGCCCGCGUCGCCCAAUCAAUAUUACCGCUCGGCGAGGGAAAGCGCAGCGUGGAUACCCAGCAACACCGCGCCGCCAUUGAGAGAGCAGAAAAAGAAAAGCGUGUGCGCCCGCAAACAACAAGAAAGAUUCAUCGAAAAGGGGGGCAGAGUGAGGGGCAAACCGAUUUGAGGUCGCCGGAUGUAAAAAUGUCGCAAGCAGCUGGAGGAUCUGCCGUCGGAAUGGAGCAGCAAGCCACUGGAAAGCAGUCAAAGCCACCGGAGGAGCUCCAGGACAAUGACACCAACAGUCUGGAACCGGGCGAGGUGGUGACCCCGCCCCAUUAUCAUGCCAGCAGUCCGGCAGUCAAAAAGCAUCUGUCCAAGGAUCUGAUAAUGAGCAAAACGCUUCUGAAGCUACCAGCUAGCAUUCUGGAACAGGCGCGCAAAGAGAACGGAUCUGGCGGGACACCAAAUGCCCAAGCCGAAGAUGUGGACGAUAGCGAAGGCCUCUAUUCGGACUCGGAUUCCUCGGGGGAAGACCUCAAAAACGUAGAGGAUGUGCAGAAGGCGAGGAAGGAGAAGCAGGAGGAGGCUGCAGCUGCUACCCUGCCCCAAGCACCGCCCACGCCGUUCUUGGGCAAUAUUCCGCUAAGAUUCCACAUGAGAGCUCCUUGCUUUGACUUUCCACGCAUGGGCUUUAUGCCCCGAAUGAACAGGGGCGGACCAAGGGGCAUGCGAACGACAUUCUUUGGUCGCCCACCCGCACCGAAUCGCAUGGGAGCUCCUAUGAUGGGUGGGCCACCAACGCAAGGACCUCCGCCGGGAGCGUAUGCCCCUCAAAAUCCACCAGCUACAGGUAAUAACAGCAAUUCAGGUUGUUGCAAACGACUCCAAUCGGAUGUGAUUUGGACAGCAUUGCAGCCGCCAGUGUCCUUUGUUUUCAAUCUUGUUUCCGAGUGCUCCAAUAAAAAGCAUGAGAACUGCAGAACUAAAGCGGAAACUGCUGACCACAACUCCAAGGAAGCGAAACUUUCCAGCGAAACAAAGUCCACUGAACUCUUAAUUGAAAUCAAUCGAUCGAGAGAGAAGUCCCAGCACAAAAAUGACGUCAGAGGAAAACCAAAUAAUCGAUCCCAUGACAGAAACCAAAAUCGAGGAAGAACUAGGGAAAGGUCGAAAGAAUCGCACGGCAAGUCCACUGAAAACUCCAAGAACAAGGACGAAAGCAGAGGGACAGGAAGACGGAAAAGUAGAGAAAGAUCCCAAGAUAAAAAUUCUAAUAGAGCAAAAAGUAUGAAUCUAUCUAAGGAAAAGGAUGAAAUUGGAGGCGAGCUUAAGAAUGCAGCGAGUGGAAAGUCACAGGAAAGAGAUCAAUCGAGAGGUAAAACUAAAGAACGAUCUAGGGAGAGAGAUCGGACUAGAAAUAAAACACGUGAAAAAUCGCAAGCCAGAGAUCAAACCAAAAGAAAGGCAAACGAUGCGGAACAUACCAGAGUAAAAUCAAGGAAAAGGUCCAGUUCACGGGAUAAGCGUCGAGAAAAAUCAAAGGAAAAGAAUGGAGACUUAUCCAAGGAAAAGCUUAAAGAAAAAUCUACCGAACGCAGCGAAAGAAAAAAUGAAUCCAAGAUUAAAAAUAAGGAUACAAAUGAAGAAAAGCUUCGAGAGCGUUCCAAAGAAAAAGAUAGAAACCAUUCUAAGGAAAGACUGCAUGAAAGAACGCAGAAUAAGUCUGAAGAAAGAAAACCUGAAGCAAAAAAAGUGAGAAAUGCAAGAGAAAAUUCAAAGGAAGGAACUGAUCACAAAAAGGACAAACUGUUGGGGCCAUUGGGAGAUAAAACAGAUGAACGUUUAAAGGAUAAGCAAAGAAAGCGAUCGAGAGAAAAAUCAGUAACGAAAUGCCCAAAGGAAAGCGGCAAGGACAAAUUAAAGGAGCAUUCACGGGAAACGACUAAAGAUAGACAUCAAGAAAAAUGCAAGGAUCCGCCGAACGAAAAUGGAUUGGAUAGGUCCCAGAGAUCAAGCACGCCGCAUGAUUCCUUCAGUGAAAGUGCAAUAACAAGCGAACACGCCUCAAUAAGAAAAAAUCAGACGCCUCCACCUUGGGGGAGCAGGGAAGGAACUCCCUCAAUGACACCACCACAAGUUCAGAUCCCUCAGACUCCAAUUGUUGAUCACGCCAAUCCCAAGGACUUUGAUAUUUUCGCCGAUUCACCUCCACGAGUAAACACUGCCGUUUCAGCUCCAGCUGCAACUAUUGAAAGGAGUACUACGCCGCCGUUGAAGUCAUCCAUUCCUAUUGUCCCCAUCGCUAAAGCCGACAAACUGGCUCCUCUGCUCAAGGCCAGUGAGAUUCACAGUAGGAUUGGCGCCCUGCUUGAGGAAAGCGAUUUGCAUUUGGAUAAUCUACUAGCUACUAAAGAGCAAUUGUUCCGUCGCACUAAUGAAUACAAAGAGAGAAAAGAGGCUCCCAAAGAGAUUAAAGCUGAAUACCUUCCGAAUAGCAGGCAUAAUAGAUCUGCGAGUGGUAGGGCAGAGGUCGAACAUCACAAAAGCCAACCACGGCAUAUAAAUCCUUUCAAGCGCGAAUCAGUAUUAAGCGGGAGGAAAUCCUCCUCUCGCCCUUCAAGCAAGGAGAGACGAUUUCAAAGACACGACAGUGAUGUUGAGGAUUGGGAUAGGGAUCUAGAACUCGAAAGAAAUCAAUUACAUGUCAGUCAGCAAACUGGAUUCCAACCAAGAAAGAGUGAUGAGUAUACAAAAUUCAGCAUUAAGAAAGAAAAAGAUCUUACGCCCCCGCCUCUGCAAACGAACUUUACUCGAACCACUAUAAAAAUCGAACGCAAUGCAACGCCUCCCCGGCACGAUGUGCUGGUUAGAAACGGUGCAGUGGCGACCAAUGCUCCUCCACCGGCAAAAGAGCAGGAAAGUCCCGAUACGGAUGACUACAUCGACAACUGGGAAAACGACGAUUCACUGGCCAGUAUGCCCAAGAACGCACCUCCUGUAACUCCUACUCCCGCUCCAAAUGCAAACGCAUCUCUUAACGCUACACCCUUGCCUCCAGUAGCUUCACAAUUUAAUGGCGAUGAUGACGAUGAUGACUCCAACGCUCUGUGGAAUGCAAAAAGCACACCUCCUCCGCGACGUAAAAAUGAAAACUUGCCGGAGGGCAACAUCCAUGAACUAUAUGACAAAUUCAUGAAUAGUAUUAAGAUGUCCAACGAGCAUUUGGAGUCGGAAACACUGGACACCUCAAAGAACAGUUCCUUGAGCAAUUCCCCAGCCGAAGAGAGUUCGUCGGGCUCUGAGACUUCCUCAACAAGUAGCAGCAGUAGCGAAACCGAGGAGGACUCCAGUUCAGAGGACGACGAUGCCAAUGAAAGCUCUUCGAAUGAUGAAUCGGUCACAGCAUCCGGUAAUUGCAACACAAAUCAGGAUGAAACCGCUGGUAAGGAGCAGCUCCAAAAGAAAAACAAUGUAAGCAAGGACCUACGGAAAUUAAAGAGCCUCGAAGACAAUCUGGCUAGGAUUCAGAUGAUGCGUGAGAACUAUGACGCGGGCGAUGAGAUUUCCGAAGAACUGCUGAAAAUGGAAUCCUUAUUUCUAAUGCAGCGCAAUGCCAUCAUGGAUAAGUAUCGCAAACAGGAACUUAAAAGCAAUUCCAGUGAGGAUCAGCAGCCAGUGGAUGAACAAGGAACUGUUCAGGCACAAGAGGUGGUUAAGGAAACAUCCUUUCCUGUAAACAGCAUCUUCAGUGCCAAUCGGGAAGCCAUCAAACUGACCAUCUCGCCAUUGAAGUUGACUAGGAAAUCUGUUAUUUUCGACAAGGACGAAGCAGAUCUACCGGAAACAUCCAAGGCGGAGCCUCCCAAACCACCGAUGCAAAAGCCACCAAAGGAGAUCGCCAUUGUGAAACCCACCAUUGUCGAAUCCCGAUCUAAGCCUAAGCUAAGGAGUCCACCACCAUCAGCAGGAAGUCGUCGUAGAUCCCGGUCCCGUUCUAUUUCUAGAAGUAGGACACGACGUCGCGGCUCUAGGACCAAGUCACGUACUCCCAGCCCCAGACGCCGACGCCUUCCAUCGCCCAGAAGAGUUUCCAGAUACGCUAAGCGAAUUGGAGCAGCAGCCGUCGGAGGAACUAGGAAAGGCAGGAGUCAUAGUAGAAGUUUAACAAGGAGUCGAACGCGAAGUAGGAGUCCAAGUAGACGAAGACGGUUGCCACUAGCAGGGCACAGAAAACGCUGUUCAAUAUCUCCAAUGCCACAAAAAUUGGUUGGACCUCGGUCACCACCUCCUUCCCGCCGACGUCACUCACUAAGUCGUGAUCGGGAACGUGAACACUUAUCUCGCUCCCGUUCGCCCUUACCCUUCAAACCUCCGUCUCCGCCGAUGAGACGCAGUUGGUCCAAAGCACCAACCAGAAGGAGAUCGUUCUCCAGGUCGAGAUCGCGGUCAAUAUCACCAAGGUCUCGAUUAUCAGCAGAGGAAGCUUUCAAUUAUUUUGAGGAGAAUCAGGGCAUGGAAGCGGCUGCGUACUACUAUAAUAUGUCAUUGAUGCAGCAGGAGGAUCAGAACGCAUUGGGUGAGGGCUAUGAUGCUUAUGCCGCAUAUAUGGACUCCGCGUACAAUAUGGAACAAGCGUAUGCACAAUACUCUGAAGAAUAUUCAAAUACGUACAUGGAUUAUAUGGUCGAAGUAGCUUCCUCACCUCAGGCACCUGGAUCGGUUCUUAGGGAACUACCUAUGGCGCCGAUGAUGCCCGUGGAAUCCUUUGUUCCUAUAGCGCCAGUGGAGGCAAUGCCAUCGAUGGCGGCCACGGCGUCAGUGAUGCCGGUGGCCGUACAAAAAGGCAACGUUUUGGAAAUAGUACCUUCUGGGGAGGAUAUACUGGAAGCGGAGAAGAACAUAGUGGCAGAUGCAGUAGAUGAACCAGUGGAGGACACGAGUAAACCAAAAGGAAAAGGCGUCAAUUUCGUGGAUAAGGUGCUGCCCGCAUACGAGAGCGACAACGAAGACCGCGCGGUCGUUGAAAUGGCGGUGGAACGUGCCCUUCGGAAAUAUCACGAGGGUCGCUCCCAAGCCGCCGCCAAGCUGCAACUGAUACGCGAUGAGCUGCUUGUGUUGCCUCCACCACCACCGCCGCCACUGACAACCAAGCCAGCUAAUCUGGAAAAGCCUGUUUUGGUGCAGAAGAAACCGAAGUACCGAUACUUUCAUUUUGAUCCUUUCAAGUGUGCAAUAGUGAAGACGUACACACGCACGCUACGUUCAGCAUACCGCCCUCCAUUCGAUCCCAAGCAUUUUGCCAUGCUAAUGAAGACUGGUCGCCUGCCGCAGAUUCCUCCAGGAUUCCUGCGACACCGCCCGCCAUUUAUACCUGCGCAUGUCGAUGCUGUCACGAGAGGAGCAAUGCUCAAGGAAUUCUUUAGCAAACAUCCUCCACCGCCGCUAGCGAUGCCCAUGCCUGUACCCAAUGGGAUGCCCUAUUACCUGAGUGGUCCACCGCCAACGCCAAGUGGAGCUGCAGUUUCUCCUGUGCCUAUUAAUGUCCUGCCACAACCCAUUCCCGUGUUGGAUGGAAGUGGUUAUCAGGGUUAUCCUCAGCAGCCUACAAUGGUACCAUCACCUGUUCCAGUUCCUGUUCCAGUGCCGCUGCCUGUGCCCUUGCCUGUUUCUACUGACACGACGCCACCUCCCGCGUUGGAAACUCCUUACUUCACACCACCACCUUUGCCCGAGCUGCCGACUCUACCCGAACUGCCGUCUCAGUUCAACGUGAGUUCGGUGCCCACAAUAACGGAGAUAAUGCCAGUGGAUAUACUAGAGAAGUUGGGACCGCUGCCCAAGACCUUGGACGUCGAUGACGGAGGUGGAACUGCCAGUCCGGUGGAGAUUAGCGACGAUCUCAAAGAGGUUGAGGCAGAGCCAGCCGAACAGCCUGUGGUGGACGUGAAGCCGCAUCUCCUUGUGGAGACCCAGUAGUAGACCCAUCUUGCUAGCUUGGUUUUUUUAAUUAUAGAGUUUUUUUUUAGGUAAUUAUUCUUAAUUGUAAACCAUGAGGAUCCUAAUCCCUACACAUAGAUUUACUUCGUAAAUAUUUGGUUUAUAUAAUAUUUUUAAUUGACCAUUUGUAAACAAGUUGCAUUUAUUCAUAGAAGGUCGUUUUAGGUUUCUAUGUCAUUUAUACAAGGCCCUUCUGGGCCCACGUUUAUUGAUUUCUAAAAGAAAAUAAAAAAUGUAAAUAGUUCGCUUAAGAAUUAUACUUGAAUUAACUUUCGGCGUGCACACUAUACAUAUUUGAGUCAUUUACUAUAACGAAGUUCUUAACGAAUUAAUCUAACCUUAAGAUCCACAAGAAUCGAAUGUAUGUGAAAUUUCUAUAGUGUGGUGAGCAUCUAUAAGACUUUGCAUGUUUGGUAUCGUACAAAAUAUAGACAUGAAAUACAAA